Messenger RNA from Lottia gigantea (owl limpet), 384 nucleotides. RefSeq lists its product as hypothetical. Gene Ontology annotation, cellular component: recycling endosome; trans-Golgi network; early endosome. The transcript has a single exon. The record is from RefSeq and is a predicted model, not a curated record. Gene Ontology annotation, biological process: receptor recycling; endosome organization; retrograde transport, endosome to Golgi. NCBI's taxonomy places the organism in Eukaryota, Metazoa, Mollusca, Gastropoda, Lottiidae. The annotation marks the transcript as partial.
AUUAAUGAAAAGGGUCUAGCCCUUUAUGCAGGUUCUGGGACUCCAGCAGAUAAAGAAGGUUAUUUGCUAAAGAAAGGGGAAGUGAAUAAAGGAUUUCAAAAGAGAUGGUUUGUGCUGAAAGGGAAUUUACUGUUUUAUUAUGAUAAGAAAGGUGAUCGUGAACCAAUUGGUAUGAUUGCUUUAGAGGGAUGUACAAUAGAACUGGAUGAAAACAGUGAUAAUUUCACAUUUCAAAUUGCAUUUGCUCCUGCUGGAUGUAGAACAUAUAUAAUAAGUGCAGAGUCUCAGGAACUUAUGGAAUCUUGGAUGAAGGCUUUAAGUUGUGCUGGAUAUGACUAUGUUCGGUUAAUGGUUUCUGAAUUACAGAAUCAACUGAAUGAUUUA